CUCUCUCUCUCUCCCUCUCUUGCGACCGUUGCCUCGUAUUCCCGACCGUACCUCUUUCCCUUUCGCCUCCCAUCUCUCUCUCUCUCUCUUUUGGUGCUGCCACCGAAGAGAAAUAAGCGAGAGCAAAAGAAAGGGGAAAUUUUGAAGAGGAAAUGGGGGAGAAGCCGCCGCUGCUGCUGCCCUUCUUCUUAUGCUUCUUCUUGCCGUUCUCUCUGCUUGCGGGCACGGCCAUCGCCAAGUCGACGAUCGAGCCGUGCACGGGAACGGACUCCUGCCCGGCGCUGCUCGGCUACAGGCUCUACGCCGACCUCAAGGUCUCCGAGGUGGCUGCCCUCUUCCAGGUUGACUCGGUUGCCCUCCUUGCCGCCAACUCCGUCGAUUUCUCCGUCCCCGACGUCGAGAACCGCAUCCUCCCAUCCGGACUCUUCCUCCGCGUCCCCGCCGCUUGCUCCUGCUCCGGCGGCAUCCGCCGCUCCCUCUCCACCCGCUACACCGUCCGCCCUGCCGACACUCUCGCCUCCAUCGCCGCCUCCGUCUACGGCGGCCUCGCCUCCUCCGACCAGAUCCAGGAGGCCAACAACAUCCAGGACCCCUCUGCCCUCGACGCCGGCCGCACCCUCGUCAUCCCCCUCCCCUGCACUUGCUUCAACACCACCGACAACUUCCUCCCCGCCGUAUACCUCUCCUAUGUCGUCCGCCAGGGCGACUCCGUGCCCGCCGUCGCCGCCCGCUACUCCACCACUGUUACGGACAUCAUGAACGUGAACAACAUGGGUAGCCCGUCGGUCCAGCAGGGGGACAUUCUCUCCAUACCGCUUCCAGCGUGUGCGUCAAUGUUUCCAAAGUAUGCCUCAGAUUAUGGCUUGAUUGUAGCUAAUGGGACCUAUGCCAUUACUGCUAGUCACUGUGUUCAAUGCAGUUGUGGACCUGGAAAUCUCAAUUUGUACUGUACACCAGCAUCACUAGCAGUGUCAUGUUCAAGCAUGCAAUGCAGUAACAGUAGUCUUAUGCUUGGAAAUUAUACUUCCCAACAGACUGCUGCUGGUUGUAGUGUUACCUCAUGUAAUUAUGGUGGUUUUGUUAAUGGAUCAAUCAUCACUAGAUUGAGCACAUCUCUUCAACCUCGAUGUCCAGGGCAACAUCAGUUUCCUCCGGUCAUACCGCCACCAACCACGGUACUGCAUGACUCAUUUCUUGUGCCAUCACCAUCGCCAGCCGAAGCAGGUGGUACAAUUACAACCCCCAGGUCUUUGACGCCAGGAACGUUUACACUCCCUGGUGUUUCUCCUGCCUUCAGCCCAACCGGAAGCACUUCUAGGGCCUCUUCUGUUAGACCAUUAAGCCACACUCUAUGCUUGUUUGCCUCAUCUUUGGUUUUGCUCAUGCUCCUGUUUUAGAUGGUCUUGUUUCUUCAUCUCUCGGUAGUGGCAUGCAAAUUUCCUUGUGGUUUUUUGGCGAGCUCGUUUGAUGCAUCUGACAUUGUCAAGACUAACAUUUUACAUGUAGCCGAACAAAUAGCUGUAGCAUUUUUAUGAACUCGUCUUCCGCCUAA
Musa acuminata AAA Group (dessert banana) is the source of this 1552-nucleotide messenger RNA. RefSeq names its product lysM domain-containing GPI-anchored protein LYP6-like. The record is from RefSeq and is a predicted model, not a curated record. The transcript is spliced from 5 exons. Bases 153 to 1397 code for a protein of 414 amino acids. Lineage: Eukaryota; Viridiplantae; Streptophyta; Magnoliopsida; Zingiberales; Musaceae.